GCCAAGCGUCGGCUUCAGUUGAAUGCGCCGAGGAGGCGGGUCUGAGAGUUCUAUUUUAGAAUGGCAAAAAUGAAUACAGAAAACAGAGAAGCGAAGAAAGAAAAAAGAAAAAAGAUGAAGCGACGUGUGGCCCUAGAGGCACAGCUAGAAUCUGAAACUGAAAUGAAGAAAAAGAAACAAAAUUUGGAGGCAACAAAUGAAGAGGAAGAUCUUACCUCAGAGGAAAGACGGAAACUGGAAAGAAAAUUAAAAAAAGAGCGAAAGAAAGAAGAAAAAAAGCUGAUGAGAGAAGCUGGGAUCUCUACUAAAAAAGAAGAGCCCAAAAAGCUGUCAGGAUCUGAGCUUGCUCUGGCCUAUUUAACUAGCUGGUCUGAAAAACCAGAAGAAUGGAAAUUUCAAAAGACAAGACAGACCUGGCUUCUUUUGCACAUGUAUGACAAAGAGAAGGUUCCAGACAAAUAUUUCACCAUUUUACUGGAUUAUCUGCAAGGACUUAAAGGCAGUGCACGGGAUGUAACCGUGCAGAAAGCUGAAGCUCUUAUGAAAGAAUUUGACAAUUCUGAUGCAGAAGAUGCAAGCCUGGUGGAGAAGUGUGAGCGCAUACGACAAGUUCUACAACUGCUAUCCUGAACGUACACGUGUGUCAUGAUGAUUGGCUCUGUUUCUGGUGGAGAAAAGAAUAGAAUGUCACAUACAGAUAGUGUAAAUUAAUUGUAAAGACAUAUUAUCAUAAAGAAUCUUAAUACUAAAUGUUCAGGCUUUGUAUUCAGUCUUUUUUUUCCAAUUACAAUUAUUUAUCAUGUGUUAUGGUGAUGAAAUCAAAACAGAACACCAUCUUUGGGCCAUAGGCAUGCCAUUUUGAUUAAGGGUAAUCUUAUUACAUGUCUUUCAAAAAAUAAACUGCUUUUCUUGUUAGUUUUUCUCCACAUCUCCCUGUAAUUACUGUUAAAUGAGAGGAGCUUUGCAGUUCUUAAUACGAAGACUAAAGCAACCAACCAAAAGCCUGGAGCUUCUUUAGGAAUGGCAGCUUUUGCAGUAAACAGACUGUACAGUGCUUGCUCAGCCAGCUGCAAUCUAUCACUUUCAGCUUUAGAAGCGUGUCAUUUGGGUUUGGGAAAGAUCACUUUCAGUCUGUUGAACACGAGUUGUAUAACACUGUUGCUUAUUAGUACUUUAAGUGGUGAUCUGGAGAUGCUGUCAGCUUUGUAAGUUUUCUGUUUAUAUUUUAAAGUUUUCAAAUGCGUUAUGGCAACUGUUUAGAUAUUCAGAUAAUGUACAGAUGAGAAUAGAUGAAAUCUUUGAACAUACGUAUUGAAAUCAUCUGAUUGUACCUAAACUUACUCUAUAAUGGUAAUUGCUGUGCUGCAACAUUUUGUGUAUAGCCUGACAGUAUUACAUUUUUUUUUCUCUUGUAAUUGUUCUCAAAAGAGUUCAUUUAUGUUCAUUUUCUUUGACGUGGGAUAUUUGUCUCCUAUGAAUGUGUACAGAAUGAGACUUUCAAGUAAAGACUGAGGACAUUAA
This is a messenger RNA of Rhea pennata, 1521 nucleotides long. RefSeq names its product chromosome 15 C7orf50 homolog (gene CHLSN). The record is from RefSeq and is a predicted model, not a curated record. The transcript is spliced from 5 exons. The coding region runs from base 61 to 630 and encodes 189 amino acids. Lineage: Eukaryota; Metazoa; Chordata; Aves; Rheiformes; Rheidae.